Metopolophium dirhodum (rose-grain aphid) is the source of this 1309-nucleotide messenger RNA. RefSeq names its product GPALPP motifs-containing protein 1. The record is from RefSeq and is a predicted model, not a curated record. The transcript has 3 exons. NCBI's taxonomy places the organism in Eukaryota, Metazoa, Arthropoda, Insecta, Hemiptera, Aphididae. Bases 185 to 1180 code for a protein of 331 amino acids.
GUUAUCGUAUAUACUUUAAAGACAUGUUUACGUUUAGUUUUUCGAAAAUCGAAGAUUUGCUCGUUUUGUUCAAUAAUUAUUAAUUAUAAGCGAUAUUAUGUUUCGUUCCAAGAAUCGUUCGUAGAACCGGAUAAACGUUUUAGUAAUCGUUCGCAUGCAUCGUAGUCCGUAGACAACGACAACUAUGGGAAAAGAACACAAAAAGCACAAAAAACACAAACAUUCUAAGAGCAAACACAAACCCAAAGACGAUCACGAAUAUCACGUUCCGAUCGUUCCGCUCAAGAGCGACGUGCGUCCAAAAUCGGUGUCUGUGGCAACGCCGACCGCGGGCGAGUCGAGAGCUGACGCCGUGGCCAAACCUAUCGGGCCAGUCCUGCCGCCCGGCCUGUCCAGCUCCGACGGUGGUAAACACGAGACCGAUACACCAGGACCAGAGGCCGGCGAACUAAACCACUCGUACGGACCUAGCUUACCGCCGCACCUGGUACCGCAGAAACGCGCUCCAGGACCGUCAUUGCCUUUGGAUUUCAAAAUUGAAGAUACAGUAGUCGCCAAGAUCGAUGAAGACAUCUCGGGUUUCGGUCCAUUACCGGCCGAGCUGAUAACUUCAGACUCCGAGCAACUAUUCAUACAGAAGCAAUUGGAAUUGCGAGCUGAAUAUAUGAAACGAAAAUUUGCCGGAGAAGUAUACGACGACAACAAACAGGAAACGGUUCGUGAGAAAUGGAUGUUGGAGCUGCCGCCAGAAAAAGCUGCCAACCUAGGUUUAGGAGCAAGGCAGUUUAGAAAACGAGAGGCUCCUGACAUGAGUAACCGAUCAGAAUGGACUGACACGCCGACAGAUAAACAGCGUAAAGUUCAAGAACCAAAAACUGCUGAAGAAACGGACAUGGAAGCAUUGAAACUGAUCGCAAUUCAAAAACGCGAUGAGGAAAUGGAAAUACUGGCAGAAACCUCAGCAAAACGGAAACCUUAUUCAUUAUUAGAAAUGCACCAAGAAAAACUAAAAAAACAAAAAAAGGAAAAGAUUAAAGAAGAACCUGCAGAAAGAAGACCUUUUAGUAGGGAUAUUGAUCUGCAAUGUAACAAAUUUGAUAACGCUCAGAAACAAUCAAUAUUGAAAAAAGCCAGUCAGCUGAAUAAUAGAUUUUCACAAGGCGAAUCUAGAUUUCUCUGAAUCUAAAUUAAAUCAAACUAGGUACUACUUGUUGGUAAUUGCUUGUCAUUAACAUCUAGGUAUGUUAAUUGAGUGUGCAUGUGAUUUUCUUCACUGAACUAUACAAAAUAUAUUCACACAUGAUAUGAA